Trichechus manatus latirostris (Florida manatee) is the source of this 4393-nucleotide messenger RNA. It is a transcript of the gene RAB23, whose product is annotated as RAB23, member RAS oncogene family. The record is from RefSeq and is a predicted model, not a curated record. The transcript is spliced from 7 exons. Gene Ontology annotation, molecular function: GTP binding; GTPase activity. Bases 304 to 1017 code for a protein of 237 amino acids. NCBI's taxonomy places the organism in Eukaryota, Metazoa, Chordata, Mammalia, Sirenia, Trichechidae. Gene Ontology annotation, biological process: vesicle-mediated transport.
CCACCCCCGGCGGAGCUGCUGCUAAGCCGCCCGUGCUCAGCCCUAGCUACCAAUAAAGUUCGUUAAAAAAAUCAUAAUCAUUCUUAAAAGAGCGAGAGACGGCGCGAGCCAGCCAGGCGGCCCCGCCAGCGGAGCUGGCGCGCUUGGAGGAGGUGGCGGCGCCGGAGGCAGCGGUUGCGCCGCGACCAGGAGGAGCCGCUCGCGCCUGGCGACGGGUCCGCGGCUGGCGGGGAACGAUUUGAGAGAGAAGAUCUAAUCACCUGGAGUUAGAGCUGGUACAGAAACUCCUUUUCAGCUCUAAAAAUGUUGGAGGAAGAUAUGGAAGUGGCCAUCAAGAUGGUGGUUGUAGGGAAUGGAGCAGUUGGAAAAUCAAGUAUGAUACAGCGAUAUUGCAAAGGCAUUUUUACAAAAGACUACAAGAAAACCAUUGGAGUUGAUUUUUUGGAGCGACAAAUCCAAGUUAAUGAUGAAGAUGUCAGACUAAUGUUAUGGGAUACAGCAGGUCAAGAGGAAUUUGAUGCAAUAACAAAGGCCUACUAUCGAGGAGCCCAGGCUUGUGUGCUUGUAUUUUCUACCACAGACAGAGAAUCUUUUGAAGCGAUUCCAAGCUGGAGAGAGAAAGUAGUAGCUGAAGUAGGAGAUAUACCAACUGUACUUGUGCAGAACAAGAUUGAUCUCUUGGAUGAUUCUUGUAUAAAAAAUGAGGAAGCUGAGGCACUGGCAAAAAGGUUAAAACUAAGAUUCUACAGAACGUCAGUGAAAGAGGAUCUAAAUGUAAAUGAAGUUUUUAAAUAUUUGGCUGAAAAAUAUCUUCAGAAACUCAAACAACAGAUAGCUGAUGAUCCAGAACUAAGGCAUUCAAGUAGUAACAAAAUUGGUGUCUUUAACACAUCUGGUGGAAGUCACUCAGGUCAGAAUUCAAGUACCCUUAAUGGUGGAGAUGUCAUCAAUCUUAGACCCAACAAACAGAGGACCAAGAAAAACAGAAAUCCUUUUAGCAGCUGUAGCAUACCCUAAAACAUUUUUAGGGGGAAAAAUUGAAUUAUAUUGUGCAAUUCAGUGAGAAAUACAUCCAGCUGUCAUGGUAUGUUGUGACUAUUUUAGCAGACUUUGCACCCAGUGGCUCUCUGAAAGUUGGUAGACUUAAUUAUUACUCUUGCAGUGCUUUUCAGAGUGUAGAGUGAGACCUCUGGUGGAAAAAUCACUGCCCUGUGGACUCAUUUUAAGUUUUUUCAUUAGACGAAGCUUCUCCUGUUUUGAAGAAUGCUAUAAGAGAUGUGAAAAACAGGUUUUGCUGAAUUUUGUAAUGCUGGAAAACAUAAAUGAAAUAUAUUGGUACAAAUCUUAAUUUUAUGGAUCAAGGAAAGGUAACGAGCAUUCUUUUUCUGAAAUUGACUCUCUAGCUUUUCUGGAAAAUAGUAUUGAAUCUGAAUACUUACUAAAAAAAAAUAUUGAAAGGUAAACCCUAAAUCUUGCCAAAUUGCAUUAGUGUGUAUUUUGGCAAUGUUACUUGUGCAAUAUCUGGUAUAAUGCAGAGUGUGGAGGUGUGCGUGCAGGUUUCUGGUACUGAAGCAGACUGAAGGUGUGGGCAGUAUUUAAGGAAACUUAGAUUCCAAUUCAUUUGUAAAACUAUUAACACAUUGUGUGUAUGUUAAAAGUUUUUAUUUUCAAAUGAGAAAUUCCAGACAUAUAGUUUGCAAGAUGAGCUUGGGUUUAAAAAGUGUUUUGUGCCAAAAAUAUCAUACUUAAUUUUUAUAGUGCUUUACUAUCAUAAUUUAUAUUGUUUAUAAUAUCUUUUAAAAGCAGUUUUCCUCUCUGACAGGGUAAAGGGGAGUAUAAACUUUUUAAUGCUAGAGCAUCUCCCAGGUGAGAUCGUUGCAGACUCUGAGCUGGCCUUUUCAUACAUCUGUCCGUAAGGUGGUGACCACGUACUGUCGCAGGGUUCGCCAGGUCUCUAAGGACGCACAGCACCUCUGCGGUUACUCACUAUGUCCCGUGAAGUGCAGUUGGUGCAGUCCGCACCUUUUGCUGCUGAGAAUCCAAUUUCGAGCUUUAAAAAUUAACGCUAACAAUUUUUAAAAAUGCACAAGAGAUGGAUGGUCUUUUGUCCUAAUCCAAAUUAUGAAUUUUAUAAUGCCCUGCAACUCUAAAGCAUCCCUUUGUUUACACUUUUUUGUACGAUAUUUUCAGAAUAUCACUUAAAAAUUUCUAUAACCUUGAGUUUUUAUAGCCCUUUCUCAAGAGCUCUGUCAGCGCCACAUACAAAAUAAUUUCUUGUAAGAAAUGAUUUUAAUACGUAAUCAUGUGUCGGAGCAUAAAUUUUGUGACUUGGGACAGUAGCUUUCCAAACAAGAUAAUUGUAUCAAUGGCUUUGUUUUUAAACUAUAAACAACCCCUUUCAGUAUACCUGGUUUCCGCAGGUUUUCAAAAUACAGAAAAAGAACUUUUCUUGGAAAAUAUGUGUCAUGAAAUAACUUGUCAUUAUCUCUGCUAAAUAUGUAAUGUUUUAUGUAUUCAUCUUGUAUGUUUUGUCUUGUUUUUAAGUCUUCCAUCUGCACCACCCUCAUCCCCCUGCCAAAAUUAAUGCUGAGAACAUAGAAGAAUUUUCUGGGGCAUCCUUGUUAAGUGUUCAAGAGUGAAUGUUUGCUUUUCAUAAUAUUAAAAUAAUCUGGCAUUAUCUAUUUCAAAGUAAUGUAAAGUGUUUAUUUUUGUGUCCCCAGUUGUCACCUCUCCCAUUGCUGGCAGUGGGAUAGGUGCCAGGAAAAACUCAGUUCCUAACAAUGGGUACCUGCUAGUGAUUCAUCUUUCCUUUUCUGCUCUUUUGAAAUACAGUCUCUUUUUAAUUGUUACACAGAAUACAUUUUGUGGCCAAUAGUCUUAUGGUCUUUAUUAGCAGAACAGUCACUCACGUUAUGUAAUAUGUUGUAGUUCUAUAUCAUGUAGCAGUUAAAUGUGUGUGGGUAAAAGUUUGUUACUUUUCUAUAUAAAAAAAAUGUAGUGUCUGAUGAUGGUUCCAGUUAGUUCUCCUAAUGUUUGUAAUAUGAUUUUAUGUAUUUAACUUUGUCCUUUUUUUCUUUGUACAAGAACUGAAGAGACCUCUGUUACACAUUGGAAUUUUUCAUUUGCACUGCUGUAUUUUAAACCACCCAUAAUUACUCAUUUUAAACAAUUAAGUAGGUCAGAAAAUUGGCCGUAAGUGAUAUUGUUAAAUAAUUUCUUAAUUUAUUCUGAAACCGUCGAAAUUGACAUUAAAAUUUUUUUCUCUGAGACCCUUAGUUCUUUUAAAUAACUUUAUUAUUAAUUCCUAGUGAAAUAUGGAUUCUAAAGAAAAGCCUAUCUGAGAGUCCAGAUUAUUGUUCAUUUGUGCUCUAAUCUACUUUUUUACAUUAUGGCUAAUUUUUAGCAUACAGAUAUAUAGCUGUGGAAUAGCUACCAUAUAUCAGAGUUCCUCAGGUUUCCUUUUCCUUGUUCAAUCUCUGCCUGUCAAAUUAAAUAGCAUACAGAACAGCCCAGAUACGGCAAUACUGUUAAAUAAAAUCAGGUUAAAUGGUUUCCUUUUUAUCUGCCCAAAGUUGCUAGCACGCAUAUACUUUUUCAAAAUAAAGUAAAACUAAUACUGUACUACCAAAAAGAGGAUAACAACAUUUCCACACUGGGGAAUGAAGCUGGAAGGUUAUUUCAGAAGUUGGCAGUGCAGUGCUCAGAAAGCACUCUCACCGAUGCGUACUCCAUUGUGCCUGUGACAACUCAGAGACUGGGAUCUUUUCUGAAGAUCUUAGAAUGGUGAAUUGGCCUUAGGACUUAAUGUCCCAACUUUAAGUGUUGUACUGCUUUAAUGCAAGAUAUUGUUAAUUGUUAGCAUCCUUUUCAAAAUCUUUGAAAUGGUUACUGAUUGCCUGCUGAAAUGCUGCCAUUAAUAUGUCAUUAGGAUACCUGUUUCUCUGAAAGCCGAAUGAACCGACAGGGUGAAAACGUUCUGUGGCUGGUCACACACUGCACACUCAUCUAAUGACCAGGUAGAUGUAUAGUCAGCUUGAACUGUUAGUUAAGAAUGUCAUGUGUACUAUUAUCACUCUAGGUUUUCACCUCUAACACAUGUAAGCCUGUCAAACAAGUGAAUUUUAUUUGCUGACAGAAGAUACUCAGAACCACAGUGGACUGUGAAAUAUCCAGUCACCGGAUGAUUUGGCUAUAAUAACUUUUAUUAGGUAGUGCCCCUUUUCUUCUCUCUCUUGAAUUGUCUAUAGUAGGAUGUUGGUAAAUGGUCUUUUAAAAAUAAAAACUUUGGAUUAAAAGGAAAACUGAACCCCUUCUAUAUUUUUGUUACUAUUAAAUAAUGUUUUUGUAAAUUUGAAUGGAAAACCAAUUGUAUAUAUUGCUAUUAGGUUGCAAU